UAAAAAUAAAUCAUCAAAUACCUUCCAAUUUUAUUCUUAUAAUUAAAUUACUUUAGUCUCUCCUUUAUUUUCGUUCGUAGAUGGUGGUAUUAAUCUCUCAUCUCUGUAUACUUAACAUGAUUUUGAAGAAAAUUUAGGUACGACUUCCAAUUUACGCAUGUGUCUUUUUCUAAGUACUUUUUCCAUACUAUUUUCAUGAUAAAAUGUUUAAGACAUAAAAUUGUAUAACAAAAUGGUUAAUAAACCACACGGACAGUUAUAUUGUUGCAACAGCGCGUGCCAUUGUCAUCCGUAUUAUGAGAACAUGGUGCCUGUACACAAAAUCGUGUACGCCGUGACGAUGCUCGCCAGUCUGGUACUCAAGACGCGUCAAUGGUUGGAAAAAUGCCUACAAUAUACCGAUCAUUCAACUGUCACACAAAGAUCCGAAAUCGAAUUUAGACUGUAUGCCGCCGCUGCCGAGACGAAGUAUCUGGCCGGUGAACUGACAUUUUUAGGAAUUGUCGUAAAUCAUACCACCGGUACGGCGGAUCAGGUCGAAAUGCUCAUUGACGUCUAUGAUGUGUGUUUUAGACGUUUCAAAAAGAUAAUGAAAUGUGUGCGUUGGAUUGAAAUGCUGCGGAGCGAAGGAAAACAUGAUAACGAUGGCCGAGGUAGUCUUGUCUUUCCAUGACGGAUCAAAAUAAUUGAUUUAUUCAAAUAUAAUAUUGCAAGAUGAUAAAGUGUAAAUUAGUCUAAAGGGUUUUAAUUAUUUUUUAUUAUAUUAUCUAUAAGAAUAAAAUGACCAACAUUAAAUAUUUUAAAUGUUUUUUUAAAAUUAAC
Molecule: messenger RNA, 822 nt
Organism: Rhopalosiphum padi (bird cherry-oat aphid)
Lineage: Eukaryota; Metazoa; Arthropoda; Insecta; Hemiptera; Aphididae
Exons: 2
Coding region: 233-673 (146 amino acids)
Source: RefSeq, a predicted model, not a curated record